AGUGGUGGUGGUGGAAGUGGUGGUGGUGUCUGAUAACAUACAGCACUGUUCCUUCUCUUAGAGCUGCGAGUUGAGUCUUGUGCUGAGUGCUGUGCUGCUGCUUCUCCCUCUCUCUCUCUCUCUCUCUCUCUCUCUCUUUCUCUCUCUCUCUCUCUUCUCCAGCUCUCUCUCACAUUCGCUACAUCCACCAAAGUCGCCAUGGAAGACUCAGUGUUCACCUACACACCGGGUUGCUGGCAGGUGACGGAGGCGAUGAAGCAAGCCUACAAGAACAAUGGCUACAUCCUCGUCAGGAACAUAUUGACGAAGGAGGAGGUGACUAAGGUGAGGGUGGCGGUGGAGUCGAGUGAGGGCAUCCAAGCACACGCCCAAGGGAAAGCUGACGGAGAGAAGACGAAGAGUAAGAUGGCCCUUUGGAACCACCCCGGCAAUGAUGUUAGUGGCAUGCUGGCCAGGAUGGAGCGAGUGGCGGGGACCAUGGAACAGCUGAUGGGCGGGGACGAGGUGUAUCAUUACCACAGCAAGCUCAUGAUGAAGGAUGCUUACACUGGAGGCAGGCACGUCUGGCACCAGGACUACGGGUACUGGUACAACAACGGCUGCUUGUACCCUGAGAUGGCGUCUGUGUUCCUGCCCGUGGAUGACUGUGACCGCGGGAACAGCUGCCUGCAAGUAAUUCACGGCUCCCACCGCCUUGGCCGCGUGGAUCACUACAGAGCUGGCGACCAGAUGCGUGCUGAUGAUGAAAGAGUGCAGGAGACACUCAAGAUUCUACCACACCUGUACGUUGAGAUGAAGGCAGGCGACGCGCUCUUCUUUCAUUGUAACCUCCUUCACACCUCGGAUCCUAACACCUCGAGCCGCCGCCGCUGGGUGUUCAUCGUGGCCUUCAACAAACGCUCCAAUGACCCUUACAAGGACCACCACCACCCACGCUACACGCCGCUUGUGAAGGUUCCUGACUCAGCCCUCAUGGCAUGCAACGUGAACGAGACUCUGGAGGGAAAGUGGUUCAUGCAGAUAGGCGAAGACAAAUCUGUCAUGGACAAAGCCAAGACCCACUGAGAAACCAACCUAAGGAACAAGUCUGCUGUAUCUUCCUCGGAGCCACCUAAAGUACUAUUCCCUCCGUGUUGUGUACUCAAUAAAGAACACGCUAAGCCAAUGAAAGCAA
Scylla paramamosain (green mud crab) is the source of this 1174-nucleotide messenger RNA. RefSeq names its product ectoine dioxygenase-like. The record is from RefSeq and is a predicted model, not a curated record. The transcript is spliced from 7 exons. Bases 199 to 1065 code for a protein of 288 amino acids. Lineage: Eukaryota; Metazoa; Arthropoda; Malacostraca; Decapoda; Portunidae.